GCCCAUACAAUGCCACCUUGGUUGAGCGUUUUCAGCUAGCCUAUAUACCCACUACACACCUCGUCAUUGCCUUUGAACUCCUCGGGUUCAAUCUCACCUUGAUGCUCCAACACACAUUCAGCACUUGGUUCAAAGUUGAUGCAUAGUGCCAUCUCUGCGAAUGGAGUUUAACCAAGUCCUACCUGGUACUCGUCGAAUUUAUGACACCAAUGGAAGCCCACUCGACGCCGAAGCCGGCUUGAAAAGAUCAGGCGAAAUUGUUCUGGUGCCUCAGCCUACUGAAUCGCCAAAUGAUCCAUUGCACUGGUCUCUGCCACGCAAGAUCUGGCACAGCUCUUUGGUCUGUUUUGUGACUGCGCUUACUGCUGCCACGUCUAAUGACGCAGGGUCGGCACAAUACGUACGUGAGAACCUCUUUCGAUGAAAUCUCAGCUCGAGAAUAGCGCGAAUGGGCUGAGGAUGCUUUUCACUGUUGGAAAUGCUAGGCUUCGCUGACGUUCCUUAUCUCAUGCCAGAAUGAAAACCUCGAGCUGGGCAUCAGUUAUGCCUCCUUCAAUACUGGAGCUGGCAUCCUCUUUCUAGGAAUCGGAUACUGGUGUCUCCUAUCUUCACCUGCAGUCUACCUUUAUGGUAGACGUAUCUUGUACUUAAUUUGCAUGUUGUUCGGCCUCAUCGGUGGCAUCUGGUUCGCCCGUGGUCAAAAUACGAGCGAUGCUUUAUGGAACCAACUCUUCGUUGGGGCGUCCGAAUCAGUGGCCGAGGCAACUGUCCAGCUCUCUUUGAUGGAUCUGUGGUUCCAACAUCAACGAGGCUCCGUCUUGGGUGUUUAUAUUCUCGCAACGAGUGUGGGAACUUUUCUGGGUCCCCUCAUCGCAAGCUAUAUUGCCGACAGUGCCAUCGGCUGGAGGUGGAUUGGUUGGUUUGGUGCAAUCUUUUCUGGCUGCACUUUUGUCCUUCUCCUUUUCGGACUGGAAGAGACCACUUUCCGCAGAGAUCGCUAUCUGACAAACGAUGGCGAGACCUACCUGGUGGAUGGUGUUACUGAGCAAAGCCAGGACACCAGUCAACGUUCACCCUCUCCGUCACAAGAUGCCUCUGGGAAAGAAAAGGAUGAUGAAAACUCAGUGGAGAGGCAACCUUCGUCAAAUCCAAGCCCUGGGAUACUUGCCCGAGAUGAAAAAGCAAAGACGUACUGGCAACGAAUAGCCAUCAUCACACCAGCUGACAAUCUCCGAGGCACCGGCUUCAAACAAUAUUAUCGACGGCUCUUUCACACUCUUCGGGUUUUCACGUUUCCAGCCGUCAUUUACUCCGGUAUCCAAUGGGGAGCGCAAGAUGCUUUUCUCACCUUCUAUUUGACCGUGGAAGAAGACACUUGGUAUGGGCCACCAUGGAACUAUACCGACGCCGCAGUGGGCAACAUGUCGAUCCCAAGCUUGAUUGGCGCCGUUAUUGGCUGCUUUUAUGGUGGAUGGUUCAGCGACAAAUUCGUGCUCUGGAUGGCCAAGAGAAAUGGCGGCGUGACCGAGGCAGAACACCGGUUAUGGAUUAUGUUCCUGGCCACUGCAUUGUUCCCUACCGGCAUGUUCCUGUUUGGCAUCGGAAGCAAUGAUGGAUGGGCAUGGCCAGCACCAUAUGUUGGACUCGGCUUCAUUGGAUUCGGCUGGGGUUGUGCCGGAGAUCUUUCAAUGACAUACUUAGUCGACUCAUAUCCUGACAUGGUCCUCGAAGGCAUGGUCGGAGUGGCAACAAUCAACAACACCAUUGGUUGCAUCUUUAGUUUCGUGGCUUCCAAGUGGCUUGAUGCUAGUGGGAUCAAGAACACAUUCAUUGUCUUGGGAGUCCUAGCAUUUUGCGCCAUGAUGCUUACCGCGCCGAUGAUAUUUUUUGGAAAGAAGGCACGUCUAUGGACAAGAACCAGAUACCAACGCUUCUUGGAGAUUCGAGAUGGAUUUGGUCAGUGAGGGAGCCGGCUGGUUUGUCCAAUACCUUUGAUCAGAUAUCAAUAUCAGUACACAUGUUUGAUACAUAAUAAUGAAACUGGUCGAGUCAAGGCUGUAGAAAUCGAAGGGGG
Messenger RNA from Exophiala mesophila, 2074 nucleotides. RefSeq lists its product as hypothetical. The record is from RefSeq and is a predicted model, not a curated record. The transcript has 2 exons. Gene Ontology annotation, molecular function: transmembrane transporter activity. Gene Ontology annotation, biological process: transmembrane transport. Bases 657 to 1964 code for a protein of 435 amino acids. NCBI's taxonomy places the organism in Eukaryota, Fungi, Ascomycota, Eurotiomycetes, Chaetothyriales, Herpotrichiellaceae.